AUGGACAAUUGGAGACACAACUUCCAUCCUCCUUCUAAUGAUGGUCAUGCUUUACUUGAUAGGGCAAAGAAAAUUGGCGAGGUUACUGUCACUGCGACUGAAUGCUUAGCGUUGCGGGACGGUCUUGCUUAUGUGAUGCAUAGUGGCUGGGGCAAAGUGUUGGUCGAAGGUGAUUCUAAGAUUGUCAUUGACUGCAUUAAUCAGCUGCCUCUAUCCCUUGGAGUAUCAAGUUGCUAA
This is a messenger RNA of Prunus armeniaca (apricot), 237 nucleotides long. Lineage: Eukaryota; Viridiplantae; Streptophyta; Magnoliopsida; Rosales; Rosaceae. The record is from the annotation of a GenBank genome assembly.